ACAGCAGGCUUUACAUGAACCAGACCAGUGGCUUUAUAUUCACGGGGCUGCCUGAGGAAUGUAAACUAUUUAUCAUGGAGACAGCAGUUGAUAAACUGGAGGCGAUGUUCCAGAAGGCAGAGGCUGACAUGGAGUACAUGGAGAAACGGCUGAGGCUGGAAUUCCUGACAAGUGCUCCAGAGAACGGUGCAGCAGAGGAAAACCCUGUGAAGCUGCUGGAGAACCUGUCUGCCAUCAAGGUGAGGCAUGCGGCCUUGUGCGCACAAGUGCAGGAGAUUGCAGCCGAGCAGAAGCAGUCAAUGGACUCUAUUCGAGCACACCUCGAUACCACUGUGCAGCUGGUGCAACAGUUACAGCAGACUGCUGACGUAGAGAUUCCACCACUGACUGAGACAGAGCAGGAGUCUGCAGAGUUCCUUGGUUUAUCAGUCAAUCAAAACACAGCAGAGGUACUGAUGUCUAUGGAGCCUUCAGCACAAGAGCAGCCUCAGUCCUCGAAGGAGGGUGAGUUUGAGGAGCUGAGUGAAGCCACACUGGAGGCAGUGCCGCGCAGCGUGCGCUCCAACGUCAAGCUGGCCGACCUCAAUGCCUUCUACAAGCAGCUGCAUGAGCACUUCUCCCUAAAAAAAAACAGUGGUGCCCUCAGUUUGCAGAAGAUGAAGCAGAUGAACAUGAAAGUUAGCGACGCCAAGCUGAAGACGUUGCAGCAUCUCUGUGUCAUUGAGCUGGACAAGAAAGGGCACGUUUGCCUGCUAAUAUGAGUGAGGAACUGGCACUGUUUAAGAUAUUAGACCCAACAGCACGUAGUGAAAGUGACUGAUUCUGCCCAUCUCUCCUUGUCUAGUCAUGUUAGCCUCAUUGAAGGGUUCUCUGUUGAAUCCUCAUGCCUUCAUAUGCUGUGGAUUGAUUUAUUUUGCUAGUUAUUUUUUAAAUGACACCACAAUGGAACCAACUCACCACAAUGUUUGAGGUGCUGUAAGUGGAAGGCGGCGGGCCGUAUUGUAAAUUAGAGCUACUAUUUUUGUAAUGACCACAGCUUAAUAUUUGAUCAUAUUGAGGGUAUUUUGACUGAUGUGGCUAAUGCAUUUCACCUGUAAAUAUGUUAUUAACGAUUUGAAUUCGCCUGAUUACUUUCCAACUGUACAUCUUGUCUAGUGCGUCAAUGUAUUUUGAUCCUUCAUUAAAAUGACAUAUUUCCUCUG
This is a messenger RNA of Coregonus clupeaformis (lake whitefish), 1202 nucleotides long. RefSeq names its product spindle and kinetochore-associated protein 2. The coding region runs from base 15 to 761 and encodes 248 amino acids. Gene Ontology annotation, biological process: chromosome segregation; mitotic cell cycle; cell division. Lineage: Eukaryota; Metazoa; Chordata; Actinopteri; Salmoniformes; Salmonidae. Gene Ontology annotation, cellular component: outer kinetochore; spindle microtubule. The record is from RefSeq and is a predicted model, not a curated record. The transcript has 7 exons. Gene Ontology annotation, molecular function: microtubule binding.